This is a messenger RNA of Nannospalax galili (Upper Galilee mountains blind mole rat), 1476 nucleotides long. It is a transcript of the gene Abhd1, whose product is annotated as abhydrolase domain containing 1. The record is from RefSeq and is a predicted model, not a curated record. Gene Ontology annotation, molecular function: monoacylglycerol lipase activity; acetylesterase activity. Bases 98 to 1420 code for a protein of 440 amino acids. The transcript has 9 exons. Gene Ontology annotation, biological process: medium-chain fatty acid biosynthetic process; medium-chain fatty acid catabolic process. Lineage: Eukaryota; Metazoa; Chordata; Mammalia; Rodentia; Spalacidae.
UCAACGCCGGUAUCCUCCAGCGCUCGGAAGACAGCCUAGCUCAGCUUCCAGCCCCUGCACUAGCGGUGGGCGGGGCCGGCCUGCAGCAAGCCAGCCAAUGAAGCAAGAGGCGGGCCGCAACUACCCGCAGGAGGAAGAGUCAAAGUUCAGGAGCUGGAGCCUGCCCGGAACCUGGGAAACGAAAUCCCCCUACCUAACCGUGAUGCUGAGUUCCCCACUGAGCCCCCAGAAUGGCACCUGGACAGAGACCUUCUCUCUGCUUUUGGCUCUUGGCGUUGCCCUCUACUUGGGCUACUACUGGGCAUGUGUGCCCCAGAGGCCGCAUCUGGUGGCUGGGCCCCAGUUUCUGGCCUUCUUGGAGCAACACUGUCCGGUCACUGUGGAGAUUUUCUACCCCACACUGUGGUGUUUUGAGGGACGGCUACAAACCAUCUUUCGAGUCCUCCUGCAGUCUCGGCCUGUAAUCUCUUACCGGAGUGAAGUCCUUCAAACCCCAGAUGGAGGUCAGUUCCUGCUAGACUGGGCUGAGAAGCCUAACAGCAGCAACCAACCUGACCCUACUACCCAGCCCAUAGUAUUGCUGCUUCCAGGUAUCAGCGGCAGUAGUCAGGAGUCAUAUAUCUUACACCUGGUUGACCAAGCUUUGAAGGAUGGCUAUAGGGCUGUUGUGUUUAAUAACCGUGGCUGCCGUGGGGAAGAACUGCUGACCCACAGGGCUUACUGUGCCAGCAACACUGAAGAUCUAGAGACGGUUGUGAAGCACAUAAAGCACCACUACUCCCAAGCUCCACUUCUGGCUGUGGGCAUCUCUUUUGGAGGGAUACUGGUAUUGAACUACCUGGCACAGACUGGGAAGGCUGGGGGAUUGGUGGCAGGACUGACUAUGUCUGCAUGCUGGGAUUCCUUUGAGACUGUUGACUCUUUGGAGACACCCCUCAACUUACUGCUCUUCAACAGGCCCCUCACUGCUGGACUCUGCCGGCUUGUGGCCAGAAACAGAAAGACGAUUGAAAAGGUGUUGGAUGUAGAUUUUGCAGUAAAGGCCCACACAAUCCGCCAACUUGAUGAGCGCUACACAUCUGUGGCCUUUGGGUAUAAAGAUUGUGCUGCCUAUUACCAAGCCUCGAGCCCAAGAACCAAGGUAGUUGCUAUCCAGACCCCUGUGCUCUGCCUUAAUGCAGCAGAUGAUCCCUUCUCCCCAUUCCAUGCCUUCCCUCUACAGGCUGCCCAGCACUCUCCCUAUGUUGCACUGCUCAUCACAGCUCGGGGUGGCCACAUUGGCUUCCUGGAAGGGCUGCUGCCCUGGCAACACUGCUACAUGAACCGUGUUCUACAUCAGUAUGCUCGAGCCAUUUUCCAGCACCUGGCAGAGCUGCCUGACCCCAGACCACUCAUCCCUUCUGAAGAUGGAAAGAGCUGACAAGACUCUGGCCGUCUCAGUUCAAUCUUUAUUAAAUACCAGCUCUUCCUUCCUAA